Molecule: messenger RNA, 516 nt
Organism: Linum trigynum
Lineage: Eukaryota; Viridiplantae; Streptophyta; Magnoliopsida; Malpighiales; Linaceae
Source: the annotation of a GenBank genome assembly
AUGGAAAACGCUCUCGCUGAAACACCUCUGAUGGCUCCGGCACUGACCCCCUCAGGGCGGCCGCCGGACAUUGGAGCGGCGAUCACUACUCUGACAACGACGGACGGGCCUAUUACGACACCUUUGACAUCCGAUGCAUCGCCAAUGGUGGUGGAACCCAUUUCCUCGGCCAUCGACUGUUCUGUUCCUAAGGUAACCACUCAGUCACCAAUCUCGUAUGCUCGGGCGCUGGCCGGGGCUGAGCAGCAAGGGACGCUGGCUGUUCAAACAUGGACACCGGUCGGGGAGAACGAUCUUGUUCCCGGGCAGAUCAAUGGAGAGCCGUAUUUCUGCUGGCUUCAAAGGUCGGCUAUGUGCUCCAUGGCAGAAAACUUUGGUAGUUCGUCUGCUAGGCCUGCGCAUCAGCUUCACUGCGUUCUGUUCACGAUUACGAGGGUUGUGGCGGCCUAUGGGGGCAAUGGAGAUAAUGGAUUUGGACGACGCCACAUAUUUGGUGCAAUUAUCCAACGAGCAUGA